CUGGGCAUUGCACGGAAGAAGAAGAUCGCUAUAGGUGUCAUUUUCUCUUUGUCAUCUGAUGAGGAGGAAAAUGAAAAAUUUCAUGAGUUUUUCUUUUCUCACUUUCCUCUCUUUGAGAGUCACAUGAACAAGUUGAAGAGCGCCAUAGAGCAGGCAAUGAAAAUGAGCCGCAGAUCCGCAGAUGCCAGCCAGAGAAGCUUGGCUUACAAUAAGAUUGUGGAGGCCUUGAAUGAAUUUCGGACUACGAUCUGUAAUUUGUACACUAUGCCCAGAAUAUCUGAACCUGUCUGGCUAACAAUGAUGUCUGGAUCACCAGAGAAAAAUCACCUUUGUCAGCGAUUUAUGAAAGAGUUUGCUUUCCUCAUGGAAUACACUUCAAAAAAUCAGUUCCUUCCAGCACUCCUUACAGCUGUCCUCACAAAUCAUCUUGCCUGGGUACCAACAGUCAUGCCCAAUGGACAGCCACCAAUUAAAAUCUUCCUAGAAAAGCACUCAUCACAGAGUGUGAAUAUGUUGGCAAAGACCCACCCAUACAACCCUCUUUGGGCACAGCUAGGAGAUUUAUAUGGAGCUAUUGGGUCACCAGUGCGAUUAGCAAGAACAGUUGUCGUUGGGAAAAGGCAAGAUCUUGUGCAAAGGCUACUUUAUUUCCUCACCUACUUUAUAAGGUGCUCAGAACUUCAAGAGACCCACCUCCUGGAGAAUGGUGAGGAUGAAGCCAUUGUAAUGCCUGGUACAGUGAUCACUACAAUGCUGCAGAAGGGUGAAGUGGAGGAGUCAGACUAUGUGUUAAUCACAAUGCACAAGAAUAAAGGUUGCCUAAUAAACAACGAUUCAGAUGAAACAAGGGCCUCUGAAAAUAAAUGUUGCUGCUGCCAGUGUCCCAUUUCUGACCAGAAGAAAUCACAAGAGGAAAAGGAGGACCCUCCAAGGCCAGUGAAAGAGUCAUUGGAGGCAAGUACGAAUGGAAGUCAGGUUUUGACCCAGGUGUCCAGCCAGGAAGUAGCUGGUUAUACUGAAGUCUACAAAGACAAAUCAAGAACUUGCCCGGAAACAAAAAUUGAGACUGUCAUUAACAUUCGGGCAGCUCCAGUAGAGAAAUGCCCCUUAGCAGUUGGAUGCCUGGAGCCAUCAGUUCAAGUGGUGGAAAAUGAAAACUUGCAAGAGGAAAGUUUAGCAGUAAAAGGUAUGAGAACUAAUGAAAUCUGUAUAGAGAAAAAACCUCCAGAUAAGAUCCCAACUGCAGCAAUGCCUUGUGGUGCUGGUCAACUUCUGAACAAGGUGAAGUUUCAGAUUGGUGAUUCUAUGUCACCAGACUCUGAUAUAGAGAUAAAAAGCCAAAAUGUAGUGGAUCAGAUUCAGAAGCACCAUCUGAAACCGGUGCAGGAACAGAGGACAAAUGCUUCUGAUUUUAUCACUGUAGCGAAACAGAAUGCUGAGGACCAAAAAAGUAGUGUGUCAUGUGAGAAGCUUUCCAGGGUGGCAAGCAAGCUUCAAAACUGGAAUCCUUUUCAUCAAGAGAACAUUAGCAUGUUUGAUGAGUACUUUCCAGAAGAUGGUUCUAUUGAGGUAAAGAUCCUUGAUGAUAUUCCAGAGGCAAAACAAAAGGAUACAGGGUGCUCACAAAGACGGUGUGAAACAGAUAAAGCACCUAGUAAUGUAAAAACCUCUGUUCUUCCAAACUUAUGCAAAAACUGCUGUACUGAACAGGACCAAAGAGACAAAGUCUCUGUAUCUGUCCCCCAUGGGGAUAAAGAGAAACCUGAGAAUAAGGUUGUGCUGGGCACUGACUGGGACAUUCCGAGGAACGAGAGUUCAGAUAGUGCCCUUGGUGACAGCGAGAGUGAGGACACGGGUCACGAGCUUCAUGCACCAAGUAUUGGCUACUAUGGGGCUGAACAAGUAGACUGGAUGGAAGAAGAGGAGAUUUCUUUCCCAGGGUCAAAGCUGGUGGAAGUCAAUUCUGUGAAGCCUAACAUCGCCAACUUUGGAAGAUCCUUACUGGCAGGCUACUGUCCGUUUUACGUACCAGACUUUGUUCUGCAAGGAAUAGCAAGUGAGGAGAAAUUGAGGCAGUGCCUAAUGUCAGAUCUGUCACAUGCUGUACAGCAUCCAGUUUUGGAUGAGCCCAUUGCAGAGGCUGUCUGCAUUAUCGCAGACGUAGACAAGUGGUCUGUACAAGUUGCCAGUAGCCAGAGAAGGACAACAGAUAAUAAGCUAGGCAAGGAGGUGCUGGUAUCCAGCCUGGUCUCUGGCCUGCUUCAUUCCACCUUGCAGCUUUACAAACACAAUCUGUCAGCAAACUUUUGUAUCAUGCAUCUAGAGGACAGGCUACAGGAGCUUUACUUCAAGAGUCGAAUGUUGUCUGAAUACCUGAAAGGACAAACUAGAGUCCACGUGAAGGAGUUAAGCAUGGUGCUAGGAAUUGAAUCAAGCGAUCUUCCCUUGCUUGCCGCUAUUGCCAGCACCCACUCUCCAUAUGUUGCUCAGAUCCUUCUGUAA
Staurois parvus is the source of this 2502-nucleotide messenger RNA. Lineage: Eukaryota; Metazoa; Chordata; Amphibia; Anura; Ranidae. The record is from the annotation of a GenBank genome assembly.